Messenger RNA from Rhipicephalus microplus (southern cattle tick), 1536 nucleotides. It is a transcript of the gene Alg10, whose product is annotated as alpha-1,2-glucosyltransferase Alg10. The record is from RefSeq and is a predicted model, not a curated record. Gene Ontology annotation, biological process: protein N-linked glycosylation; dolichol-linked oligosaccharide biosynthetic process. Gene Ontology annotation, cellular component: endoplasmic reticulum. NCBI's taxonomy places the organism in Eukaryota, Metazoa, Arthropoda, Arachnida, Ixodida, Ixodidae. Gene Ontology annotation, molecular function: dolichyl pyrophosphate Glc2Man9GlcNAc2 alpha-1,2-glucosyltransferase activity.
AGCCGCAGACAUCGUCGUCAUCACUUUCAGCUUAGCUGCUCGUGCGUGUUGCCGUGGCACCGUGGCGUUGUUUACAAACUUGCUUGCAUUGCAAAGGAGUAGCCUGCGUAAAGCGCGCUCAAAAAAGUGGCGAUAUUCCAUUUUACAACGCUAUGCACCUCGUAGUUUUGACAGCAGUCGCAAGUGCGGUGCUGUUGUCGUCGGUGCUAGUCUCUCUGACUGUGCAUCAUGCUCAGCCAGCGCCGUAUAUGGAUGAAAUCUUCCACGUUCCGCAAGCACAGAAUUACUGCGCCUACAACGUGUCUCACUGGGAUCCGAUGAUUACUACACCACCGGGACUCUACCUGACGUCGGUGCUGUUGCUGCUUCCUUUCAGGCUUGUUACGAACGCUGAAGUAUGCACGCUGUUCGCUUUGCGUUGCUGCAACAUAGUUUUGACGCUGGGAAACUUCUGCGUCUCGUCGUUGAUCGCGAUCAAGCUUGCCGGAGCCGCUGGAAACAAAGUCCGCGCGAAGCUCGUCCUGUCCAGCGCCGCAAUGUCGUUGCUACCGGUGCUGCACUUCUUCACAUUUCUCUAUUACACCGACCCGGGAUCCGUACUCUUCGUGCUGCUCAUGUACCUGUACUCCCUGUUCGAUCGUCACUACGUCGCUGCGUGCUUCGGAGCUGUAGCCGUGCUGUAUCGACAGACCUCCGUCGUGUGGGUAUUCAUGGUCGCCACCUGCAGAGCUUUGGAAAUUGCCGAAAGUGUGUUUACUGCGAGCGACAACAAACCCGAGGGCCUUACGUGCGCCGUCGCCGCGAUCGUCUCCGCUCCGAUGAAACAAGGGCGCCUCAUCGCGCACAUUGCGAGGAUAGUGCUGAGUGAGUGCGCGGGUUACGUGGUCGUGGGGCUGUCGUUCGUAGCUUUCGUGCUCGCGAACGGCGGAAUCGUUCUCGGCGACAAGUCUUCGCACCAGGCGUGCGCGCACCUGCCGCAGCUCGGCUACUUCGCGCUCUUCACGCUCGUUCACGCCGCUCCGUACUUGUUGCAGCCCGGCAUUGUCAAGCGCUUCUUCGAAAGCGUUCGCCGAAGGCCUUUCUUAUACGCGGCUGUUACUUUAGCCUGCCUUCUGGCCGUGCAAAACUUCACCCACGUUCACCCGUAUCUAUUGGCGGACAACCGGCACUCCUUCUACCUUUGGAGGCGGCUGUUGGGCAGGAACGAGCUUGUUCGCUGCUGCCUAGUGCCGCUCUACAUCUACGCAGGAUACGCCAUGUCUCACCAGCUGCGCCAUAAGGAACCGUGGUGGCAGCUUCUGUUCUUCGUGUGCGUCGUCGCGUCCACGGUGCCCCAGAAGUUGCUAGAAUUCCGCUACUUCGUCGUUCCCUAUCUGUACUUUCGGCUGCAGUUGAAAGACGUCAAGUAUUGGCAAGUGCUCGCGGAACUAGUUGCCAAUAUUGCUGUCAAUGUAGCCGUGCUGUGGCUGUUCUUAAACCGCACGUUUACGUGGACGGGUGAGCCGGCCGUUCAGAGGUUUAUGUGGUGAUUCGCCA